GAUGUUUUUCCCAUCUCUAUUCUGGAAACUAAUGCAAUUUUAAGUCGCGUUUCGGAGAGAAAAUCUGUCAAAAGAAGUUGAAUCAUCAUUCAGAACAAGAUGCCCACGGAGCAGCUGUCGGAAUUAACAAUAAGUGCCAUCUUCACUUCGGAGAAGCGUGGCAAUGAUGAGACGGGCGAGGGCAGUGAGGCCAAGCCUUUUAAGACCAUCCUCCAGGCGAUGCGUCAUGCUGGAAAGGAGCCCUUCCCCACCAUCUAUGUGGACAGCAAGGAUCCCGAUGCAAAAGAGACAUAUGAGCCGGCAGCUAAGUCGCAAUUGAAGAAAAUUCAGAAACUCUUUGUACGUGAGGGUCACAAGAAUGCCGAGAAAUUGCAGCGUGAGGCUGGAGAUGCCGAGAAGCGCCAACAGAACCUUGAAGAGGCAAAGAAAGUGAAAAUCCAAGAGGAUCCCGCAUGGCCAGUGGCCAAGAAAGUGCGCAUUGUGGAAGGUGUCGCACAUCGUGGAGAACGAGUGAAAAUCUAUGGCUGGGUUCAUCGUCUGCGACGUCAGGGCAAGGCAUUGAUUUUCAUCACUUUGAGAGAUGGAACUGGGUUCCUGCAGUGCGUUUUGAAUGACUUGCUUUGUCAGACCUAUGAGGCACUGACAUUGACAACGGAAAGCUCCGUGGUGCUUUAUGGUACCUUAAAGCUUGUCCCAGAGGGUAAAACUGCUCCAGGUGGUCAUGAAAUGAGUGUGGAUUACUGGGAAUUAGUUGGUUUGGCCCCUGCUGGCGGUGCUGAUGCCAUACUCAACGAGGAAGCUCAACCGGAUGUGCAGCUGGAUCAGAGGCAUAUUAUGAUUCGUGGCGAGAACACAUCGAAUGUAUUGAAAAUGCGUUCAGUGGUGUUGCAGGCAUUCCGUGCCCACUAUCUUGGCAGAGAUUACAAUGAAGUGACCCCUCCAACUUUGGUGCAGACCCAAGUUGAGGGUGGAUCCACUCUGUUUAAACUUCAAUACUUUGGCGAAGAGGCCUAUCUGACGCAGAGUUCGCAGCUGUAUUUGGAGACAUGUCUCCCAGCUUUGGGUGAUGUGUUUUGCAUUGCUCAGAGCUAUCGAGCCGAACAAAGUCGUACGCGCCGCCAUUUGGCCGAGUACACCCAUGUUGAGGCUGAAUGUCCCUUCAUUAGUUUCGAUGAUCUUUUGGAUCGUUUGGAGGAUCUGGUUUGUGAUGUUGUCGAUCGUGUACUCAAGUCACCAUGGGGUCAUUUGGUUUAUGAACUAAACCCAGACUUUAAGGUGCCAAAGAAACCAUUCCGUCGCAUGAACUAUUCCGAUGCCAUUAAAUGGUUGAAGGAGAACAAUGUCACUAAGGACGAUGGCACAUUCUAUGAAUUCGGAGAAGAUAUCCCGGAGGCACCUGAGCGUAAAAUGACCGAUACUAUAAAUGAACCCAUUAUGCUGUGUCGCUUUCCAGUCGAAAUUAAAUCCUUCUAUAUGUCACGCUGUCCUGAGGAUCAACGUCUAACCGAAAGUGUAGAUGUCCUGCUACCAAAUGUUGGUGAAAUUGUCGGAGGCUCAAUGAGGAUUUGGAACUCGGAGGAACUACUUAAGGGGUAUGAACGUGAAGGUAUUGAUCCAAAGCCAUACUAUUGGUAUACCGAUCAGCGUGUUUACGGUUCAAUGCCACAUGGUGGCUAUGGUCUGGGCUUGGAGCGUUUCAUUUGCUGGCUACUCAAUCGGUAUCACAUUCGUGAUGUUUGUCUAUAUCCUCGUUUCCUGGACAGAUGCAAACCCUAAGAUGGGCAAGAAGAGGAACGGCUUACUAAAUGUUUUACGAAAUCCUCAAAUUUAUGCACUUGUUUGUAUAAUCGUUUCUAACUAAAAUCACACAAUAAAACAGGGCAGAGCCUAUGCUUAAUGACAA
Drosophila willistoni is the source of this 1903-nucleotide messenger RNA. It is a transcript of the gene AsnRS, whose product is annotated as asparagine--tRNA ligase, cytoplasmic. Gene Ontology annotation, cellular component: cytoplasm. Gene Ontology annotation, molecular function: asparagine-tRNA ligase activity; nucleic acid binding; ATP binding. Lineage: Eukaryota; Metazoa; Arthropoda; Insecta; Diptera; Drosophilidae. Gene Ontology annotation, biological process: asparaginyl-tRNA aminoacylation. The record is from RefSeq and is a predicted model, not a curated record. The transcript has 2 exons. The coding region runs from base 100 to 1776 and encodes 558 amino acids.